Culex quinquefasciatus (southern house mosquito) is the source of this 999-nucleotide messenger RNA. RefSeq names its product bromodomain-containing protein DDB_G0280777-like. The record is from RefSeq and is a predicted model, not a curated record. The transcript has a single exon. Bases 1 to 999 code for a protein of 332 amino acids. NCBI's taxonomy places the organism in Eukaryota, Metazoa, Arthropoda, Insecta, Diptera, Culicidae.
AUGGAAAGCAUCCUCAAACUGCUGCAAAUCUCACUGGGGAAGCCGCAGAACACCGGUGCUAUCCCGAAGAUCCUCAAAGUCACCUCAACCGCUUUCGAGGAGUGGCGAAACAGCAUGCAGCGGAAGGAUCUCGACCCGAUUCCAGAAGAGUUAAGCGAAGAGACGAAGAAAAACGAGCAAAACUUGCUUGUGCUCCUUCAGCAGCUCGAGGAUCAGCGCGCCGAGGACCAGCAGUUGCAGCGCCAGCGGGAAGAGCAGCUCAAACGCAAGCUGCAGCAGCAAGAACGUGAGCAAGCGAAGCCGAAGCAAGAACUGCAGCGUCGACUUCAGCAGGUGGAAGCAGAGCAGAAGGAAGAAAUGCAGCGUUUACUGCAGCAGCAACAAAGAGAGCUGGCCGAGCAGAAGCGGGAGCUGAAACAGCGUCUCAAGGAGCAGAAGCAACAGCAAGCCAAACAGCAAGAAGAGCUUGACCGUUUGCGAGAGCUCGAGAGGCUGCAAAAGCUGGCAGAAUCUCGGGACAAGAACCACUCGUCGGCAGCGGGCCGCAACGGCACGGUCGAAAACAACGAAAGCCGAUCAACAGAAAGCAUCCGAUCAGGAACAACAUCUGUACCAAGCGUUGACGAUGUCCUGCCACCUCCAUCUAACGAGCGAUCUCGCGCCUCUGCAAACUUUGGCAGUUCUUCCGUAAGGAGCUCUCGAUCUUCAUCUUCAAGGUCGUCUACUUUGACAACACCGUCGGUCGUACCUUCCGUUGGAUCAUUCCCCUCUCUCGUGUCGCCGCUGCCGGCACCGCCUCCGUACCAAGGACCGACUUCGCAGCAGAUUGCUGCACGUCAGGUGGUCAACAAAGAACUCCCAGUUUUCACAGGGAAUCCUGUUGACUGGCCGAUCUUUAUCAGCAGUUAUAACCACUCUACGCUGACGUGCGGAUACACCGACAACGAGAACCUGUUGCGACUGCAGCGUGCGAUCCAGGGAGGGCGAGAGAAGAAGUGA